This is a messenger RNA of Neurospora tetraspora, 1075 nucleotides long. RefSeq names its product actin-related protein 2/3 complex subunit 5. Gene Ontology annotation, molecular function: actin filament binding. Bases 336 to 959 code for a protein of 207 amino acids. The transcript has 2 exons. NCBI's taxonomy places the organism in Eukaryota, Fungi, Ascomycota, Sordariomycetes, Sordariales, Sordariaceae. The record is from RefSeq and is a predicted model, not a curated record. Gene Ontology annotation, biological process: regulation of actin filament polymerization; Arp2/3 complex-mediated actin nucleation. Gene Ontology annotation, cellular component: cytoplasm; actin cytoskeleton; Arp2/3 protein complex.
CUCCAAGGCUCCAAUGCCACCCCCGUUCAGCGCAUUGAAGCAACGGCCCCCAGCGCUGUUCCUGCCUAGCUGCAGUUCAAGCCUCCACUGUCCAAGACAGUCCAAGCAUCAUCACCAACACCGCCAAACAAAUCUAGCCUCCAGCGCCAACCCCCCAGAUCCCCAAGACCGAGAACACAGCAAUCGGGUAAUUCACGAACUUCGCCCUUGACUCGAGCCGGACAUUCUUCAAUCGCAACCAUCAACCCCUCCUAAUUAACAGAACGCGGGCCACUCACACCGCCGUCACCACCUCAACCAACCAACCAACCAACCAACCAACCACCAAAGCCACAAUGUCCAUCAUCCAGCAACACACGCAAGCAACGCUCAGCGACGCCUGGCGCACCAUCAACAUCGACGCUCUCACCGAAGACUCACCCGUCAACUUUGACGUCUCCACGCUCCACCCGCCCCUUCCGGAAAUCAGCGAGGCCGACGCGCGCGCCAUCAACGGGCAGGUGCGGCAGCUGCUCAGGGGCGGCGACGCCGAGGGCGCCUUGCGCGGGUGUCUGGAGAUGCCGGUGUACAACGGGUCCGAAGCGGCCAAGGAGACGCACCUGCACACGGUCAUCGAGGUGCUGCAGAGCAUCAAGGCGAGCGAGAUGACGCCCAUGUUGCAGCGGAUUUAUGGACAGCAGGGGGGGAGCGAGUGUUUGGAUGUUUUGAUGAAGUAUUUGUACAAAGGCAUGGGCGCCACUUCCUCCUCCUCCGCCGCCGACGGCUCCGGCAGGGCGACGCCCGCUCGCGCCAUGACGCCCCAGGCUACCGGGUUCAGCCAAGUUGGCCAGCGCCCUAUGGCCGCGAACGAGUCGACUGGUUCGGCUAUGAGCGUUCUGUUGAGCUGGCAUGAGAAGGUUGUCGAGGUUGCUGGGUUGGGUUGCAUAGGCCGCGUCAUGACUGACUUCAGGAGGGUAUAAAGAGGUUAUAGAGGGGGGAAGGGAAAGCUGGUUGUUGGUUUGAAGCGAUGCGUUAUGCGAUUCGAGGCGAUAUAUACACCAUUACACAGCAAUAAUACAUGCGCAUUACACAUCAU